Meira miltonrushii is the source of this 3129-nucleotide messenger RNA. RefSeq lists its product as uncharacterized. The transcript is spliced from 7 exons. The record is from RefSeq and is a predicted model, not a curated record. The coding region runs from base 1 to 3129 and encodes 1042 amino acids. Lineage: Eukaryota; Fungi; Basidiomycota; Exobasidiomycetes; Exobasidiales; Brachybasidiaceae.
AUGCAAGGCCAGAGUAGUGGUAUAGGCCAAGAAACUCAGCAGGCUCCCAUGCAAAAACAGUCAAGACUCGACAUCGAUCUCAACAAACCGUACAUUGUUGAAGAAAAUCAACCAGGAGAACAUGAGAAAUCGCAACUUCCUGAACAUGGUUUAUCUCCUUCAUAUGUUUAUAAGCCGCGGAAAUCAGUUGGGGAAUACAGUCAAACCCCAUUGGCAAAGAGAAUACGAAAGAGAGUAGAACAAAUACGUGAAAAAGGUGGUAAAGAAUUGGCUGAAUUCCUUUUGAAACGCAAAGAAUACGAUAAGAAACAUUCACAAAAAUAUAGCAAAGUAACAAAACUUUCUGGAAUUUCUAUACGAUCGAAGAAUAUUAGAUCAAGAGAAGUUACAAUGAAAGUCCGACAAGGUAUAGCGUCAAAAGAAGAUUUAGCAUUCUUCGAAGAGAGAAGACAAAGAGCAAUCAAGGGCGAUAAAGCUAGAACAGCAAGACUUCAAGAAGCAAGGCUUGCCGUUGCGCAAGGUAAUCCGACGCCUGCUCAACUUGCCGAAUUAGAAAAACGUAAACGAAAAAAUGAACAAUACAAUCAAACCCGCAAGAAGAAGGCCGGCCUUGAAAAUAAUAAAGAUAAGCUGCCUGAAGAAGAGUCUCAGCUAGACGAACAAAUGAAGUCGCAGGAACAUGAACAUGAUUUACCUUCAUCGUACGUUUACAGGCCGCGCAAAAAGCCUGAAGAGUACAGUCAAACAGCAAUGGCAAUAAGAAAGCGAAGAAAACGAGAACAGCUUCGAGAAAGCGGCGGUAAAAAAUUUGCCGAAUUCCUUUUAAAGGAAAAAAGUUACGAAAGACAAUAUGCAAAGCGACUGAACGAGGAUACAAGACUAUUAGGAGUCUCUAUGAGAAGGAAGAACGUUAGAUCAAGAGAAAUUACAGUAAAAGUCCGACAGGGUACAGCAUCAACAAAUGAUUUGGCUUUCUUUGAAGCGAGAAAACAAAGAGCAUUCAAGGGCGAUAGAGCUAGAACAGCAAGACUUCAAGAAGCAAGGCUUGCUGUUGCGCAAGGUAAUCCGACGCCUGCUCAACUUGCCGAAUUGGAAAAACGUAAACGUAAAAAUGAACGCUAUGAAGAGAUCCGCAAAAAGAGGGGCAGACCUAAGAAAAAGAAAGAGAAGCUGCCACACGCUGUCAGCAUGCAAGGCGAGGAAAAUAGUACAGGUCAAAGCUCUCAGCAUGCUCACACACAAAAGCAACCAAGACUAGAUAUCGAUCUCAAUCAACCUUACAUCUUGGAAGAAAAUCCGCCAGAAGAGAAUGUGACGACGCAAGAUCUUACAAACGGUCAUCGGGCAGCAUAUGUCUUUAUGCCGCGCAAAUCGGCUGGAGAAUAUAGUCAAACACGAACGGCAAGACAAAAGCGAAAACGUCGAGAACGACUGCGAGAAGAAGGUGGUAAAAAGCUUACUGAAUUGGUGGAAAAGAAGAGAGAAUAUGAUAGACAACGUUCGCAGCGGGAUAAAGAAGUGACAAAGCAACAUGGAGUCUCUUUACGACCUCACAAUGUUAAAGCGAGAGAAAUUACUGCAAGAAUUCGGCAAGGUAUAGCGUCAGAUGAAGAUAUGAGAUUUUCUGAACUUAGAAGACAAAGAGCAUUGAAAAGCGGCAGGGCUCGAUCAGCUAAACUUCAAGAAGCAAAACUUGCAGUUGCGCAAGGUAAUCCAACUCCUGAUCACCUUGCUGAGUUGGAAAGACGUAAAUGGGAAAACGAAAAGUAUGCACAAAGCCGCAAAACGAGAAUCAGAAUUCGUAAAAACAAAGAUAACCCGCCACCCAACUGUAUCUGUCCGGAGAUUGUAGAGUUUGUACACACUAUUGGUAUGCAAGGCGAGGGUAGUAACAGUGGUCAAGGCUCUCAAAAAGCUCCCGCAGAAAAGCAACCAAGACUGGACAUUGACCUGAACAAACCUUAUGAAGUUGAAGAGAGUCAGCCUGACAAACAUAUGACGUCGCCAAUUCUUGAAACAUAUGUUUAUAGGCCGCGGAAAUCGAUUGGAGAAUACAGUCAAACGCCAAUGGCAAGGCGAAAGCGAAAAAAGCAAGAACAACUCCGAGAAAAAGGUGGUAAAGAACUUAUCGAAUUACUCGAAAAGAAGAGAGAGUAUGAUAGGAAGCACUCUAAGCGACAUAAGGAGGUGACAAGUAGAUUAGGGGCUUCUAUGCGAUCAUAUAACAUCAAAUCAAGAGAAAUUACUCUAAGAGUUCGACAAGGUAUAGCGUCAGAUGAAGAUCUGAAAUUCUCUGAAGAAAGAAAACAAAGAGCGAAGAAAACCUUCAUAGCGAAAAAAGCCAGACUUCAAGAAGCAAGACUUGCAGUUGCGCAAGGUAAUCCAACGCCUGCUCAACUUGCUGAGUUGGAAAAACGUAAAGAUGAAAACAGACGGCACGAACAAAAUCGCAAAAAGAGAGUCAGAACUCCCAGCUGUUUGAGUUUCAUUGGCGUAACUGAUAGCAGCAACUUUGAACGUCAACAUGUCAAAAGACAAGCAGGACUCGAAUUAGAUUUAAACGAACCAUACAUCCCUGAAGACUCUUCUGCUCAAAGUAGUGGUGCUGAGCGUGAUUUUCUAUCUACUUCUGUCAUGAAUACCGUUAUCGGACCUUCUGCCGCCACUGCAACAGUCCCAUAUCAUCCACGCAAAGCGCCUUCAGAGUAUGUGCAGACUAGAAGAGCUAAACGUCAACGAGAAGCAAUAAAGAAUGAAAGGAGACGAGAAAGAGCAGUGAAGCUGAAACUGAGCAACAUUAAAGAACCAAUUCCUGAAAGGGUUCGAAUGAAUGGCGAAAGAAUCAAAGAAGCUCGCAAAAGAGUUCGAGAAGGUAAUGGAACUGAAGAAGAUCAUUUUAUCGUGGAGAAGAGAAAAAAGACUGAAACACAAUCCCGUAAACUUAAACCUCGAAUCAGAAAGAACAGAAUACAGUAUGGCUCAAUUGUUCGUGAUAAGGUCAGAAAGGGUAUCGCUACACCACACGAAGCCGAUCGAGUUCAAAAACUGCGAGCUCGUGAUCGUGAAUACCAAAAGAAACGGUAUCAUAUGAAAAAGGAUGCCAAAGAUAAAUCCAUGCCGUCCCAAUAG